This is a messenger RNA of Morchella sextelata, 1170 nucleotides long. RefSeq lists its product as uncharacterized. NCBI's taxonomy places the organism in Eukaryota, Fungi, Ascomycota, Pezizomycetes, Pezizales, Morchellaceae. The coding region runs from base 1 to 1170 and encodes 389 amino acids. Gene Ontology annotation, cellular component: nucleus. The record is from RefSeq and is a predicted model, not a curated record. Gene Ontology annotation, biological process: poly(A)+ mRNA export from nucleus. The transcript is spliced from 3 exons.
AUGUCUGAAACCGAGCAUCCUCAGUUCGCCCCACCCCCUGAAGAUGAGAUUAUUCCAGCUCACGAAAAAGACCUUGAUUCGGACGGCGACUCAGUUCUCUCCGACGUCGAUGAGGACGUUUUCAACGAAUUCGAUGAGAAAGUUAUCGGAACAGAACACGUGAUCCCCAUCGAUGAGGAAACUGUUCACGCGAUCGGAAAACACAAGAUCAAAAGAACGGGCGGCGAGACCGCAUCUACCGGCAAGAAGAAAGAAAAGCGCAGGCGCGAUAUUGCCAAAAGACGACGUGAUGAUGAUGAGGAUGAUGCUGGCCCAUCGAUCAGAAGGGCAGCUCCGGAAGUGGAGCUGACACCUGCUGAAAAGGCAAGGAAGGAGCUGGACGACAAGAUUAAUGCCGCUCUCAAGGGCCCGAAGAAGAAGAAGAAGAAGGACGAUGUUGAUCUCGAAGUCUUCAACGAUGACCUUAUCCUGACGCUAAAGGAACGUAUGCGGGAAGCCGCAGAAGCAGAUCAAAACGCAAUCAGGAAUGGGUCCCCUGCAGUGCAUAAACUUGCCAUGCUAGAGGAAGUUCGAGAUGUUCUUCAGCGCCCGAACCUUAUGGCUACAGCGAUGGAUAACAAUUUCCUUGAGGCCAUUAAAUGGUGGCUCGAGCCGCUCCCUAAUAAGGCGCUUCCGGCGUACAGCAUUCAGAAGCUCAUGUUUGAGAUCAUGGGCAAGAUCAAGAUGACUACUGACUAUCUCCGUGAGAGCGGAGUGGGCAAGGUUGUCAUGUUUUAUACAAAGGACAAGAGGCCACAGCUUCACAUCAAGCGUGAAGCUGAUAGGCUCAUCGGGGAAUGGUCGCGACCGAUCCUGGGCCGCAGUGAUGAUUACCACUCUCGUGAAAUUCCAGUUGCGGGCAGAGACCAUGGUUUUGCUCCACGUCCCCGCCAACGUCCUGAUGAGGAAGAACACAACCCCCUCGCCCCUCCCCAGCGCAAUCAGAAUCGCACUCGUGUGCCUCAGGCUAUGCCACGAUCCUAUGAGAUUGCUCCGCAGAACAGAGUUGUGUCAGGCCCCAAUCCAUAUGCAAAGCAGAUGGGUUCGGCGGGUGAUGACAUGAUCCGCAGAAUGAAGGCUAAGAGACAAGCCCAAAACAAAGGGAAGAAGAGUGGUAUGAUCAUUGGAUAG